Molecule: messenger RNA, 867 nt
Organism: Trichobilharzia szidati
Lineage: Eukaryota; Metazoa; Platyhelminthes; Trematoda; Strigeidida; Schistosomatidae
Source: the annotation of a GenBank genome assembly
AUACAAUCCUGUAGCGGUACUUACGAUCUCUUCCUUCACUCAAGGUCAUUGUCCUACAGGAUUUUCACCAUUCUUUCGGGAUUGUGUAAAGCAACUCAGUGAAUGUGACGCAAUUUUCUAUAUAUGCAACAGUAACUACCCAAUCGGUUGGUUGUAAAUGAUUCGUGCUAUUCUGGUCAUUAAUAAUCAUGGAAAGCCAAGAUUAAUCAAAUUUUAUGAGCAUUAUAGUGAAGAUGAACAACAGAAAAUUGUUAAAGAAGUUUUCAAUCUUGUCUCUAGACGUGAUGAUGAUGUUUGCAAUUUUUUAGAAGGUGGCACAUUAGUCGGUGGUCAAGACUAUCGUUUAAUAUAUCGUCAUUAUGCUACAUUAUAUUUUGUAUUCUGUGUUGAUUCCUCUGAAAGUGAACUUGGCAUAUUGGAUUUAAUUCAAGUAUUUGUUGAAGCUUUAGAUAAAUGUUUUGAAAAUGUUUGUGAAUUAGAUUUAAUAUUUCAUGUUGAUAAGGUACACUAUAUACUGAAUGAACUUGUACUUGGUGGAAUGGUUUUAGAAACGCAUAUCAAUGAAAUUACACACAGAUAUGAAGAACAACAAAAAUUAGAAAAACAAGAGUCUGGCUUAUCUGGUGCACCAGCUCGUGCUGUUUCAGCAAUGCGUGAUUUAAAUCUUCAUCAAAAGUUUAAAGAGAUUCGUUUCCCUGAUUUACAAUCCCUACAAAGUAGACUGUCACGAUAAUUUUAUUCUCUGUGUGUGUGUGUGCUUGCGUGUUCAUUUCUAUCUCUUCUAUUUGUCUUUCUAAAUAAAAUUACACUUUACAGUUUUUUAUUUGAAGUACAGAUUGUUAUGUGAUAUUAUGUAAUAUUCUCAUG